Messenger RNA from Tuber aestivum (summer truffle), 1335 nucleotides. Lineage: Eukaryota; Fungi; Ascomycota; Pezizomycetes; Pezizales; Tuberaceae. The record is from the annotation of a GenBank genome assembly.
UGCGCUUGAUUGCGUUCUACGAUCGUCAGAACAUACCCGAAGAGCUAUUGAAUCAAAGUGGUUGGGAAGGGAUGGACGACCGAAUUCAGUUUCGCCAGGCCAUUGGGAAACUAUUGGGAUUUUCACUGGUUACGACUGUAAAAUGUAAGGACAAGACAUUUUACGAGCUUCAUCGUUUGGUCCAACUGUCUUUACAAAUUUACCUACCAACCGAAGAGUUGAAUCGAUGGAGGACCACCGCGCUGGGAGUGGUUUCACGUUUGUUCCCUCGGGAUGAGGACAAAUGGAGAUAUAGUGGUUCUGCAUACAUUGCACAUGUGCUUGCAGUAACAAAAGGUUCCACGGAUCCCACUGCCGAAGAGCUUUGUUACCCCCUAGGACAGUACUAUAUAGAUAUGGGCUUCUACGACGACGCAGAAAUUCAAUUGCGUCGAUGUACUGCUGUGCGGGAAGAAAGCGGAGAGUAUGACUGCGAUGAAGAAGGUCAGAGGAGGAUUAUACUCCUCGGGGCGGUAAGCAUAUAUCAGGGAAAGGCAGAGGUGGCCGAGAAGAUGCUUCGGAAUUUGUUGGGGGGCAUUGAGGGAUUAUUGAAUGUAAAUAAUCCCACCGUCCUGCACGCCGUCGACUGCCUAGCUAUGGCGCUACGAUACCGAGGAAAGUAUAACGAAUCAGAGGCGAUGAAUCGGCGUGUACUGGAGGGGCGCAAGAGGAGUCUUGGACUAGACCACCCGAGCACCCUAACAAGUGUCAAAAACCUGGCUAUUGCAUUGCGAUGCCAAGCGAGGUACAAUGAAUCGGAGGCGUUGAAUCGGCGUGCACUGGAGGGGCGUGAGAAAAUUCUUGGACCAGACCACCCAGACACCCUAACAAGCGUCAAUAACCUAGCUAUUGUACUUCGACAUCAAGGAAAGUUUACUGAAUCGGAGACGAUGCACCGACGUGAACUGGAGGGGUGCGAGAAGAUCCUUGGACCAGACCACCCGGACACCCUAACCAGUAUCCACAACCUGGCUACGGUUCUGCUAUACCAAGGAAAGUACGAUGAAUCCGAGGCAAUGCAUCGGCGUGCUCUGGAGGGGCGUGAGAAAACCCUUGGACCUGACCACCCAUACACCGUUUCAAGUGCCCACAACCUGGCUACGUCGCUGCGUAGCAGAUAGAGACUAUGAUGAUUCAAAAAAAAAUUAGAGCACUACGCACGGCAAACACCUCCGAGAGCCACUGAGGAUAAGCGGCCACCAUUUUCCUACUGCGCUGCCACUAUUCGCGAGGUAAAUUGGUUUUCCGCAAGGGUAACACAUGGGCAAUGUUAUCUAUCCCCUCGCAGGUAGUUUG